Molecule: messenger RNA, 2515 nt
Organism: Salarias fasciatus (jewelled blenny)
Lineage: Eukaryota; Metazoa; Chordata; Actinopteri; Blenniiformes; Blenniidae
Gene: slc25a17l
Product: solute carrier family 25 member 17-like
Exons: 9
Coding region: 195-1142 (315 amino acids)
Biological process (GO): transport
Cellular component (GO): peroxisomal membrane
Molecular function (GO): FMN transmembrane transporter activity; ATP transmembrane transporter activity; FAD transmembrane transporter activity
Source: RefSeq, a predicted model, not a curated record
UCUCUCUCUCUCUCUCUUCCUGGACGACUUUAUGCUUUCUCUGUACUUUGAGAGUUGUCCUGGAUAUUUGGCCUGUUGCACAACCGCUGUCACAGCUUGAAAAGCCGGACCGACCACCUCCCGUCCUCCUCCUCCUCCUCCUCCUCCUCCUCCCCGGUGCUUCGACUCGCUCCUGCCGGUAAAACCCUGCAGACAUGUCCGCGAACGGAGGCGCGCCUGCCGGCGUCCUGUCUUACGAGACGCUGGUUCACGCCGUGGCGGGCGCGAUGGGGAGCGUGACAGCUAUGACCGUCUUCUUCCCGCUGGACACGGCUAAGAGCAGGCUGCAGGUGGACGAGAAACGGAAGUCGAAGUCCACCCACAUCAUACUGGCUGAGAUUGUGAAGGAGGAAGGCCUUCUGUCUCUGUACAGAGGCUGGUUCCCCGUCAUCUCCAGCCUCUGCUGCUCCAACUUCGUUUACUUCUACACCUUCAACACACUGAAGAAGUUGACGGUAUCUGGUCCAGGGAAGUCCAGACCCGGCAAAGACCUGCUGAUGGGGAUCGUGUCAGGUGUGGUGAACGUGAUCCUCACCACUCCCAUGUGGGUGGUCAACACGCGGCUGAAGCUGCAGGGGGUGAAGUUCAGGAACGAGGAGCUUCACCAGACGCAGUACCGAGGCAUGUUUGACGCCUUCUCGCAGAUCAUCGCCAACGAGGGGGUGGGAACGCUGUGGAGCAGCACUCUGCCCUCGCUCAUCCUCGUCCUCAACCCGGCGGUGCAGUUCAUGUUUUAUGAGGGCAUGAAGAGGCGAGCGGGCAAGGGGGGGAGGAAGAUAUCUUCAGCAGAGAUCUUUGUCAUCGGAGCCAUCGCCAAGGCCGUGGCGACCACUGCCACGUAUCCUCUGCAGACAGUUCAGGCCAUCCUCAGGUUCGGCCAGUACCGGGGCGAGGAGAACAGCGGCGUGCUCGGAGGCCUCUCCAACAUCUUCUUCCUGCUCAUGGACAGAAUCAAGAGGAAUGGCUUCCUCGGUCUGUACAAAGGCCUGGAGGCCAAGCUGCUGCAGACGGUACUGACGGCCGCCCUCAUGUUUGUGGUGUACGAGAAGAUCACCGCUGUUACCUUCAAAGCCAUGGGCCUGAACAAGAAACUCAAACGCUGAGAAAGCACACUUUAACGCGGAGCAGCAUUGUUGCGCUCAUCAGUAGGUCUGAUCGGUGCCUAACGAUGAAUUAUUUGUGCUCGGAGUUGCGUCAGCGACGUGCACAUUGCAUUAAGAGAUAGGACUGGUGGCCUUUAGGGCCACAGAUUGCCUGAUUUCCUCAAAAUUACUGUAAACCAUGACCAAUGAAGUGCUCAUUGUAGCGUUCAACCUCUUCUACGUGUGCAGAUUUUUCUACACCCGUAAAUGUCUGUUAAUAUUGUUAAUUUGUUGAGUCACAAAGCAGAUUGUUCCUACAAUCUGUUGACCUCCUGUAGAACAGGUCGUUCUUCCCUCGCGGUGUCACGGAAAAAUGAAUGUUGAGCGACAUUCAUUUGCAGUCAUUUAAAAAAAAGAAAGUUUGUAACAUUGAAACCUGGGACAGUUUUUAAAUAUUUUGAUUGAAAAUGAUCACUGUUCACUGUUUGUCACUGUCUGUGUUCAUGUGACAGUUUGAAGCACUUCAUCACUGCUGCAGCGACAAAAACUCUCUUCCAUUUACUUUUCUUUCUCUUCUCUUGUGUUUAUAACCGCUUUCAUAUCCCGGCACACGACCGCCACCUAAUUCACAACUGAGUCGACUAAAGGCGUCGUGAUCAGGAUGACCGUGUGCAAAAUCUGGACCAGCUGUUUCAUGUCAGAAUAAUGUUCAUCGUCUUGUUGAAAUUAUAAAGAACAAAAAGCCAAGAAUACAUGGGUGAAGAAUUUUAACUGCCACGUUAAAUCGAUCGUUUCCAUUGGAAUUUGCUUGUAAAAUAGUUAAAAACUUAACAGUUUGAGAGUAAAGGUGACACGUGUGCAAACAUUGCAGUCGGUAUUAAGUGCCUCUAAUUGUAUGUGAACUGACACAAACAUCUAAUGCAGAGUUCUUUCUACUAUAUUUAUUAUUGUGGGUCAGUCGCAGCUACACGUGACUGAUUAACUGCAGUUCAUCCAGCUUGAAUUGUAAUCAUCGUGGAGGUGCCGGCAGCCUUUGGACUGUUCAUUGUACUUGUCUGCUGUGGCCUGGUAUGAAGUGACUGUUUGUUUGCCCGAAUCGCACAUUUACCAGGUUUUGUUGCUCUGGAAGCUGGUCAGUGUGUCUCGCUUAGUUAUAUAACAUCUCAGCGCAUCACUUGUUUUAUGACAACUGGUAUUAAUUUCCAAAGUGGAUUUUGACUUGUUUACAUAAAAUACUUUGCUACUUAUCUCCUAAUAUCGAAUGGUUUAUAUUCUGUUCAUUCAUUUACUGCUAUUUUUGACAGAAUCAUUUUGUAAUUUUGUUUAAAUUAGCAAUAACUCUGUUUUUGAGGUUUGAAUUAAUGUGAUAACCAGGGAACAAUAAAAUCUAAGAA